AUGGACAUCGAAACUGUCUUUCCAGGAGAUCCCUUGGAGACUACAGUCAAGUACGCAGGCGCCCAACUUGCCCCCUUUUCCGUGCCAUGGGCUAAGGGGAGAGUUCAGCUCUGCACUGGCUUCAAUACGCAGCGCUCCCAGAAUGAUGCUCUGUUUCUAACACGGUCGGCAUUCUGGGAUGUAGAGAGCGUUCCACUUCACUACCGUCAGUGUCAAUUGACCUCGAUCCGAGACGAGUCCGCCAGCGACAUCGCGAGUAAGUCGGAAAUCACCAGCUUCGCCGUCAGCGCCUCUGUUGGCGGGAGCUUUUUGGGCGCCUCUGGUCGUGGAAGCUAUGAGAAGAGCGUACGCGAGAAUAAAAAUAAAUCAAAUAUAAGCGUUCGGGCUGAGCACAUAUGCGGCCAGAUUGAUCUGGGACAUAUACCGAGGCUGGAUCUGGGCGCAAUUAGGCUGCUCAGUGAUUCUCCUGAUCCAAUCAAUGAAUUUCGUCGUGCGUACGGCGAUUUCUACGUUGCAGGUCUCAGGGUGGGAGCUGUGAACAACACCACCAUCUCAGGCGAGAUGGCUAACAAGUCCUUCUUCGAGGCGACGCGUCUGCAAUUGAAGAUCAAGGCACUCUUUUUGACACAUAACAAAUCUAUCGAUGAUGUAAAUCAAUCCAAGAGCAACAGCGGUGGCCUGAGUGUCGCCGCUUUCGAUUCGUUAACGGCAUUUUACUCUAAUUUCACGGCCCAUAACCUGGAGGACGGUCUCACCGCUGGGUACAUAGCUUCUGAUAACAAACAAAAGGCAAUGAAUCUCGGUAAUAGAGCGUCCGAGGUUCUGUUCAAGGAGUUUUCACUAGGGCUGAAUGGGGCAGUCUAUCAGGAUUCUGUAGAUCGACUCUGCGACCGUGGGCUUGUCACUGAGCUGUUGCUUGCCCCCUAUUCCUCGCUUCGAGAGUACCAAUCUCUGCUUUCGCUACGAUACAAUAGGCGAUAG
Clonostachys byssicola is the source of this 981-nucleotide messenger RNA. NCBI's taxonomy places the organism in Eukaryota, Fungi, Ascomycota, Sordariomycetes, Hypocreales, Bionectriaceae. The record is from the annotation of a GenBank genome assembly.